Molecule: messenger RNA, 3225 nt
Organism: Rhinolophus ferrumequinum (greater horseshoe bat)
Lineage: Eukaryota; Metazoa; Chordata; Mammalia; Chiroptera; Rhinolophidae
Product: peptidoglycan recognition protein 4-like
Exons: 13
Coding region: 654-1775 (373 amino acids)
Biological process (GO): peptidoglycan catabolic process
Molecular function (GO): N-acetylmuramoyl-L-alanine amidase activity; zinc ion binding
Source: RefSeq, a predicted model, not a curated record
CAAGGCUGCAUUCCAUCAGUGACGACAUUUUGUCUUCUACCUUCCUGGUCCGUCUGAGCAGAGGAGAGGCAAGGGGUCAGUGCUUAGAAGAAAAGGCCGGAAGCUUCCCUGACACCUCCUGCUGGUUGCUCUCAGUCCUGGGCCUGGAGCUGGUGGAGGAGGAAGCUGAUGAAGAAACUGACACGCAGAGAGGGACCUGAGUCAGGUCACACAGCCGGUUGGUGACAUAUCAGGAGUUGGGUCCAGACAUCCUGGUUCCUGAUUAAGGGUGAUUCGGAUUAAACUUCCUGUUGUAGCCUGGGCAAUGGGGACAGGUGCCUGGGAGCCUCUCCUGUGUGCGCCCACAGCGCCCUCUGCUGUCUCUACCGCAGCACGUUUCACUCUGAACUGAGGAUCUCAGACGCAGUUUUCUGGAACAAGGUACUUAGAGGAAACAGGGGCCCAGCUUUCCUCCUCUCUCCUGGCAGCCAGAGCCUGAGGCUCCAUUCCCGGGGGGAGUGGCCUCCAGCACAGGGAGAGUGAAGGCCCAGGGAGCAGCGGCUGGAGGACAGGCCAGGGCCAAGUGCGAACGGGGGAGCUGCCUGCACCCAGAGCUGCACAGAUCUGUCUCUUCCACGGUCCACACUCUCCCUGUCGCUGUCUAGGACCACGCGAUGAUGCUUCCGUGCCUUGUGGUCUUGUCCGUGCUGGGUCUCGGGGCCUGGGGUGAUGUCUCCUGGGAUCAAGCACAAGCCAAACACAUGUUGGAGAGGCUCCAGUACCUGUUUACCAACGUCUCCCUGCUCACAGGAAAUAGCAGAGUGGAUGUCUCCACCAUGGUCUCUCGCAAGAAGUGGGGUGCAGAAGCUGUGGGCUGCAGCACUCGGCUGACCACGCCGGUGGAUUUCCUUGUCACGCACCACGUCCCUGGCCUGGAGUGUCACAACCGGACUGUCUGCAGUCAGAGGCUACAAACACUGCAGACUCAGCACGUGCACAACAACAGCUGGUGUGACGUGGCCUACAACUUCCUGGUUGGGGACGAUGGCAGCGUGUAUGAAGGUGUUGGCUGGGACGUGCAAGGCGUGCACACCCAGGGCUACAACAACGUCUCCCUGGGCCUCGCCUUCUUCGGCACCAAGGAAGGUCACAGCCCAAGCCCUGCGGCCCUCUCCGCCAUGGAGGGCCUGAUCUCCUAUGCUGUCCAACAGGGCCACCUGUCACCCUUGUACAUUCAGCCACUUCUUGUGAAAGGCGAGAACUGCCUGGCCCCCCUGCGGACGGCCAGUCCCAAGAAAGCUUGCCCCGCCAUUGUCCCUCGGGCAGCUUGGGAGGCCAGGGAGACCCAGUGCCCCACGAUGACCCUCCCGGCUAAGUAUGUCAUCGUUAUUCACACCGCUGAGAGAACCUGUACCACGUCUGAUGAGUGCCGUCCGCGGGUCCAAACAAUGCAGUCUCGGUUCCUAGACAGAUUCGGAGCAUGUGACAUUGGGUAUAACUUCCUCGUGGGCCAGGACGGUGCCAUUUAUGAAGGCGUAGGCUGGAAUGUUCAAGGCUCCCACACUCCGGGGUACAAUGACAUUGCCCUGGGCCUGGCUUUCAUGGGUACCUUCUCGGAAAAGCCCCCCAAUGCUGCGGCGCUGGAGGCGGCCCAAGCCCUGAUCCAGUGUGCGGUGGACAAGGGGUACCUGACUCCCAACUACCUUCUGGUGGGGCACAGUGACGUUAGCAAUACCCUGUCUCCUGGGAAGGCUUUGUACAACGUCAUCAGCACCUGGCCUCAUUUCAGACAGUGAGGGAGCGCCUGGUCCCUGAGACCGUCCCCCCACUUCCCCCACGGGCUGCUGGGCCUCCCCUGUCCUCACCCUCCACAAUGGCUCAACACCGCAUGUCCCCCCCUGCCAGCCCCAUCUGUCCCUCCUGUCUCAGGUUGGUAUGACCCUCUCCUGCUGGCAUCCUCCAGCGACCCCCGAUCCCUGUGGCUGGGCAUCCAGCCCCCUGAGUCUGGGCCCACUUCCCCUCUCGUCAUCGUCCUCUGCCCCGGGCGCCCUGCUGGGCGUAGGGCUGAGUGAGGACCCGUUGCUCUGGAGCUCUGCAGCCCUCCCUGCCUGUACUGGAAACACAGAAGUGUCCUUUGUUUUCUCUGGUCUUGGUCUGGAAAACAGGGGAGGAGAGAAAGAGAAAAACAGACUGGACGAAUAAAAGGAAAAAAAUGUGCAUAAGGAGAAGUAGAGUUGGAGCACACGGCGGCAGAACUGUUAUCCUCCGCCAACCACACCGAGUGCUUCCCGACCUCCAGGGAUCACUCACGCUGUUCCCCUGGACACUGCCCCCCAUUUCCUCCUGUGCAAAUACUCCCCUCUAGUGAGCAGAACUUCAAGCACUAUGUCUGUUUCUUGCUUUGCUGCAUAAUCAGAUGUCUCCUGCGGGCAGUGGCUAAAAGCUUGGCUCCAGGACCAAGGGCUGGAGAGAGCAAGAUCGGACCCCUGGCGUCCCACGUGACUGCCCAGCAAGGGCGUUUGUGGCAGAGUGGAGUCAUAAUAACCAGCUAAAUCAGGUGACUUCAGUCAGUUUAUUUCUCUAACCACCUAGGUACUUACUCAAGGGUCUCAUGUAAAAAGUGGCCAUGUGGCAGAGAUGAAGGCUACAACUGGGUCCAGCGACAGUGUUCCCUUCACCGAACCAGCCACCACUACUGUUGACUGUCCAGCCUGCCCACAGCAGAGGCCAAUGACAAGUUCCCAACUGGCCCUUUUACCUGGGAGAUCCUGCCACACCACUAGGGGACAGAAUCUCUUUACAAACUCCCCGAACGAGCAGAUGGAGACCAACCACCAAGAGCCAUAGGUCUCUUCGGUUCCAGCAUCUGUGUAGGAGGAAGCAGAGGGCGACAGCAGGAUGCCUGAUGGAUCUGAGGACUUCACAGGAUGAAGCUGUACUUACCUACAAAUUUAGACAGCUCAGCAGCUAAAGUCAGGAGGGGUUUACACGUUCUGUCUGUGGCAAUGUCUGCGGGACCUGGAGCAGUCUGGGUAUUACGACUCAAAACGAGCCAACUUCUAGAACAGAGUCCCCCAGGGGAGAACGCCUGGGAAGAAUGUCAUGCAGCUCAUGGAUAAGAGACGCAAAAGAUCAGAAAAGGGUCAGAUAAGAGUGGGGGCGGGCGUCAAGCUCCGUGUUCUCUCAGGGCAGUCGCCACCCUUCCUUGAACGCUUGCCAGACUACAGUGACGAACAGGGAGCUCUA